GACGCAGGCCCGGGGAGCGCGGGGAGGGAGGCACUCGCCUCCUUCACCCCAACCGGGCCUCCCUGGUGCCAGAAGAAAAUCCUUGCUGCAGCUGCCUCGUUAACCAGCUCGCUGCCGACACCCCCGCCUGUGCCGCUGCCUGCGCCGGGGUCUCCGCAUCCCAGAGCCAGCAGCCCUUGGCGGAUGCUGGCAUGGAGCUCAACCCGCUCACGGCACCCACAGAGCCCCAGCUGCGGGUUUGGGGGGUUUUCCCACUUUUUCACAUCUUUUUCACCCAGCUCUGGUUGGGUGGGAGGAUGGUGCUGGCCCGGGGGGGGCGGAUCACAGCUUCAGCGGGGGUGAAACUGCAGAUCGAAGCAUCCCUUGCCCCAGCAGCACCCCACGGCUGGGGGGUCCCUGCCCCUGCCAGGAUGGGGCCAGCGACCGGGAGCCGGGCGGGUUGCACGGGCCGGAGCAAACCCGAGCAGGGCUGGGCCGGGCUGGGCUGGGCUGGGCCGAGCCUGGGCGAUCCGCCCCCGUCCCCGCCCGCCCGUCCCCGCCAUGGCGGCGGCGUUCACCGCCCUCCGCGUCCUGCUCGGGCUCUUCUUCCUGCUGACGGGCGCCGUGAAGCUCUCGGACCAGCUCUCGGCCGACCUGCACCGGCACAUGAAGUUGCAGUUCGUGCGGUUUGCCGAGGUCUUUCCCCUGAAGGAGUUUGGGUUCGUGCCGGAGCCGGGCUGGUACCUGGAGGUGGUGGGCUGGGUGGAGGUUGUGGCCGGGCUGCUGCUGGCAUUUGGGCCCCAGCUCCUGCAGGAGAUCAGCAACUUCGUCCUCAGUGUCGUCAUGAUCGGUGCCAUCUACACGCUGCUGGUGCUGAGGGAGCCCCUGGCCAUGUGCACCCCUGCCACCCUCUGCCUCGGCCUCCUCCUGCUGCUCAACAUCCGUGGGCACGCGGACCCCACCAAGCCCAAGUUUGAGUGACCGGAGGCGGGAAGGAUGGACGGCUCAGCCAGCGGGAUGCGAUGCCCUUAUGGUAGUUUUGGGGACGGCAUCUUUUCCCAUGGGUAACUUGCUGCUGAGGCAUGGUGUGUCCUCUCCUGCCACUGCUGGGGACCCUGGCACUGGUUGUCCCCAUGCUGCGGGGACCCAGAGUGGUGCUUUGGGACAGUGGCUGUGGCACUGCCGCCGCUCCGGCAGCUCCGUUGAUAAUUCGCACAAGGUGUCCAGCUCUUCCCAGCAUUUGGCCAUGCUGGGUUGGGGCUCGCUCUGCUCGCCUGAGGGGUUUUGUAUUUUGGAAUAAAGCCUCUUGUUUUUCA
This is a messenger RNA of Phalacrocorax carbo (great cormorant), 1295 nucleotides long. The record is from RefSeq and is a predicted model, not a curated record. Lineage: Eukaryota; Metazoa; Chordata; Aves; Suliformes; Phalacrocoracidae.